UUGCAUGCGGCCACCAGACUCGGAAUGGAAAAGUUUUUUGGAAUUAUUUUGCUUGGCUUUGGUAUUGGUGUUCGUUCCUGCGAAGUGGAACUGGAUACUUCACAACCUGUGGUUUAUUUAGAGAGCACAGACAGCACGGUCAUCAUGUGCAAGGCAUUAUGUAAUAAGACUAACAACGAUGACGUCCAUCUCCGUUGGUAUGGCAACAAUGAUCAGCUAAUCAUCGGCGGUUUUCCUUCAAGGAGGAUCUUCUCUUACAACAAAGGUCAAAGAAACCAACUGUUUCUACGAGAUGUGACGCCUGGCGACAAUGGAACAUACACGUGCGUCAUGAAAACAAAACGUCACACAAGUAAACAGUCCGUUUCUGUCGUAAUUACAGAGAAAGGUGCGUCCAGUCCGCCGGUAGAUAGUAAGGUGUACAGUAACCUGAUUUUGAAGAUCUUGUCCGUGGCGAAUCAGCGAUCCGAACAGACUUUAAACGAAAGAGUAGCUCGAGAUGUGAGAGAAGAAGAAGGAAGUGCAGAUGACACAACUGAGUCACCCAGAACCACGUUACUUACGUCUUCAGAAUCAUAUGAAGUCCAUUCUACUGGCAAGACUAGCAAACCCUUAGCAAGAAAUGGCACUAAUUAUUUUACCGCACCUGAGCCAGAGCCACCCACACAAGUAUCCCCAAUAACAAUUAGUACACCAGGCGACAAGGUAACUAGAAGAGGAACUAGUAAUAUAGGAUCUUCAACAUCAGGUACCGGAGGAAAUAUGACUCCUGGCGGUAAAGGAUCUUCAACAUCAGGUACCGGAGGACAUAUGACUUCUGGCGGUAAAGGAUCUUCAACAUCAGGUACCGGAGGACAUAUGACUCCUGGCGGUAAAGGAUCUUCAACAUCAGGUACCGGAGGACAUAUGACUUCUGGCGGUAAAGGAUCUUCAACAUCAGGUACCGGAGGACAUAUGACUCCUGGCGGUAAAGGAUCUUCAACAUCAGGUAACGGAGGACAUAUGUCACAUGGCGGUAAAGGAUCUUCAGCAUCAGGUAACGGAGGAGAUAUGACAGACAAAAAAUCAAAGACACCCACAUCUCCCGUAAAUUCAGCUGAAACCGCAUUCGGAAAACACGGAGUUUUAGCUUUUUCUUUGACCCUCGGCGUGGCGUUCCUCCUGCUGUACGCCCUCAUCCUCGUCUUGAUCCUGCCUCGCUGUCGCCAGACGAGAAAGAAGAAACACGAUCUGAACAAAGACAAGAGCGACGGCGCAAAGACCAGCAACAUGGAGCUGUUGACGCUGAAGUCGCUAGAGUCGAGCCCCGACUCACAGGGCUUCACCACUGUGGACCUCGAUUCACCAGCCGACGGAGGAGCUGCUCAGGAAAUCACUGUAGCUGCAGCAAUAGCAGCAACUGACGGCGUUCAGUCUGAAGCGAAGAAAGAUGAUCAAGAAAAAUCUGUUUCAACGUUCCUCGUUGGAAAAACUGCAGAGACCAAAGCUACAACCGAUCAAGAAAAGGAAAAGGCCAAAGACGGAGAUGAGUCGAAAAAAGCAGACGCAGUCGGUGGCUCGGAGUCUGUAAAGGAAGUGACGUCAUCCAACCAGUCGGCGCCAGACGAUACCAAACAGACGAGUCCAGCAUCGGACGCGGCAAACGAGAAAGAGACGGCUGCCCCAGAUGCAGUAAAACAGACAAGUUCACCAGCAGACGAGACGAAGAAGGUAGAGCAACCAGCAGAUGCUACGAAACUAACAACUGGCUCAACUGAAGCGGCGUCAUCAGACGAGAAGAAAGCAAGCACAACAGCAGAUGAUUCGAAGGCGGCCACCGGUGGAUCUCCAGAAGCUGCUACAACAUCAACAACCACGUCAUCCUCGGCACCGGAGACCAAGAGUAACGGCGUCAGCAACUUCGCCGACGAACUGAUGGCGAACGUUAGUAAAUUCAUAGGCAGCAUGAAGUCCGACCUGCUAUCCGAUGCCGACAAGAAAACGGGCGACGUUAAAACCAACGACGCAGAGAAGGCCGCCAUUUGUAAAACUGACAGUGAGAACGCGACUUCUCUGGAAACACAGAGCCAGAGUACCGCAGCUACCAACGCCACUGAAGCUACUUCGCUAUAAGUCGGAAUAAGACUUAUUUAUUAAAUAUAUACCAAGAGCAAAAGAAACGUGAGAUGCAUAAGAAAUUAAUAUAAUAAUAAUAAAAUGUGUUGUUUUAGGA
This is a messenger RNA of Gigantopelta aegis, 2212 nucleotides long. Its product is annotated as mucin-5AC-like. The record is from RefSeq and is a predicted model, not a curated record. NCBI's taxonomy places the organism in Eukaryota, Metazoa, Mollusca, Gastropoda, Neomphalida, Peltospiridae. The coding region runs from base 25 to 2112 and encodes 695 amino acids. The transcript has 5 exons.